UGUUUUAUAUAUAGUCACGAUUUUCAGACGAUUUGAAGACUGAUUUGUAUUUGUCGCAACCACCCUGUUCGAUGACUCGUAAUCUCCACUACAAAAAUCUAUUGAAUAACUAAAUGAAAAAAGACCGAACUAACUGAUACGUGAAACGUCGAGUAAAAAGAAAACAGAACAAAAACCCAUACACUGCUUGGAAUUUACAAACACCGAUCGAAGUCUUUGUGACAAAGGACGAUAGUGUCACAAGGCCUCCAAAAGACUAUUCUGGUCCUUUGGCCCCGUGGACAUUAGUAUGGCUUCCAUAUCUCGAAUUUCACGUUACUGUUAUCUAUAUGAUUUUAUAUACCAGUAACACAGCAAACCACAUACAUGGUUUAAAAACAUUUAUUAUAAGUCUGAAUCUACAAGAUAGUCUCCAGGAACCCAGGCUGAUGUAGUUCUACAAUGUGUGCUGAUUUGUGGUUUGGGCAGAUGUUUGACAGGCUAUCCCUACCCAAAUAUUGAUUCUGGUGGAAAGGGACGAAUGAUGGGUGCGAUAUUUGUAUGACAAUAUAUUCCGAUGUUUAUUUGUAGAAUACCUAGCUAAUUAACCCAAAUCUAGCUGUACAAAUAUACCGCAACUCAUUGUAAAUAGUACGUGCAAUUCACUCCUUUCAGUCAAGUUAGUUUCGACAAAUAAGUCAACGUGUUAGUGGUCUAUUGCUGUUGGGGCGGUAGAGGCAUGCCUUGGACAAAUUUUAAUAUUUUAGCAAUAUUUAUGGGUUAUCUCAGAAGACUUUGCGUGUGUGUGUGUGUGGGGGGGGGGGUCAACUACAACCCAUAGAAUCGUUGCAAGAUAAUGGGUUGAGUUUGGUAUUUAUGUACAGACAGGCCCUAAAACACUCAAUUUAGCCGCUGUUAUAGGAGUCCAAAAUGCUUUACCAAAUAUAUGACCAAGCAAGAUGAAGACUACACAUCCUCCCUAUUCCCAUAUUCUAAUUUUACGAGCUAUUUAAUCAUGUCAACAACACAUAUUCACGUUUAUAUUUGAUAAAUUGUUUUCACCCAUUUUACUCAAAUUUUACAGAUGUUUUCAGCAAUGGACGCAAGAAUUUCCAAGAGCCGAUACACCACUUUAGUUCAGAGAGUAGACUGAGUUUGGAUAAACCCCUCGAAUCCACAGUCACUAAGAAUCUAACUAGCGGAAGUGCGUUUCGAGAUAAACAUAGCUGGACCACAAAAGGCAAAAUGUUUGAAUCCGACUCGGAAUCUGCUUAUCAGACAGAAUCCAUUUACAGGGAUAGACUGAUACUGGUGAACAGAACGUGUCGUAACAGUGCGAAAGUCUCAACCCAUUAUACCUUUUUUAGUUCAAGUAAGCACGGUCUCUCGUAUUGCCAAAGCCCAAAGGUAGGCUGUACUCACUGGAUUAACAUUUUUCGCUUUCUCGCAAACGCAACUGGGGAUGUGUUGUAUAAGAGUCCAUUUGACAUUCCUAGAAUGGUAACGCAUUAUGGUAGUAAAAGAAGAAUGGAAUACAAUAUAACAUUAGAUAAAACAAUUAAUAGCAACUUUAAAUUUAUGUUCGUCAGAGAGCCCUACGCGCGCUUGUGGUCAGCCUUUCUGGAUAAAUUUUUUUUGCCAGAUUUUUGGAGAAGUCAAGGUAUUAUCAUUCAAACAUAUUUGAAAAAGCGUAGGGACAGUUGUGCUAAGGGUAUAAGCUUUGAAGAAUUCUUAGAAUAUAUCGUGUCCAAACCCCCAUCCCAACUAAAUGCGCACUGGGCUCCUUUUAGAUACAUCUGUGAUCCCUGUGACUUCCAUCCAGAUUUUAUUGGAAAUAUGGAAACCUUUAUACAGGAUAAUAAGUAUAUUCUGGAAAAGUUUGGACUUGCUUGGAUAGCAGAUGAUAUUGUUUCACGCGAUCAUGCCAUGCAGGAAAUCAGGAUGUUGAGUGAAUACAAUUUCAAUUUACUGAAAGUCUAUAAAACAGAAUGUUUAAACGCCACCUCAUUGUCAAAACUUCUAUGGAAAACAUUCCAAAUAAAUGGUUACAUUGGUUUUAAUUCUAUAUUAGAGGAAAGUAAAAACUCAAACUGGAACUGUGAGACAUUCACCAACAAAGUCCUACAACAACACAAAGCGGACAAAUUAAGUUCCCAAAAGGCCAAAGAGCAAAAACUCGUUUAUAUGACAGCCGCUUAUAGACGUGUUCCUAAUUCUGUUUUGAUCAAGUUACGAAAACUAUAUAAAGACGAUUUUGAAAUGUUUGGCUACGACCCCGAGUUUAUCCCGUUGAACAGUCCAUCUCUAUUAUAGACUAUUCCUGAAUUAAGAAUAAAUUGCAUAACUAUUAUUAUGUAUAUAAAAAGAGAAAAGUUUGUUUGUUUGUGGGAUGGCUAGGAAACCAAACGGUUGACGUUAUAAAUUUUAAAAUAAAUUGCACAACUAUUAUUAUGUAUAUAAAAAGAGAAAAGUUUGUUUGUUUGUGGGAUGGCUAGGAAACCAAACGGUUGACGUUAUAAAUUUUAAAAUAAGCCAUAACAAUAGGAUUUAAAGGUGCUUUUUAUUUUGUAUUUGAAGCAGUAGUUAAGGAUGAAACUGACAAUUAAUGUUAUGGGGAUUAAUAAUAACAUAUCACACCUUUCUGCAACCGCGGUGUAAAAGAACCAUUGUCUGUAUGGUCAUGUUCAGUAUCCCGGUUGGUGCAGAAAAGUGUGACGUUAAAACCCAUUUCAUCUAUUUCCAUAACUUUCUAGACUGGCUCAUUACCUUAACCGAAAACUCUUUAUUUUUCUGACAAAGUCUUUACUCAAAGUUAAGGUUAGUAAAUAUAGUGAGAUGAAAUGUACUAUUUCUUUAAAUAGAUUAUUGUAAAUCUCGUUUAAAUAUAAUCUAUAUUCUGAAUGAUGCGACGAUAUCCUGUGGAAACGAUGUGUUCAGUAUCGCGUACCGCCGAUCUAUUUUCUUAUACAUCAACAAUUGAAAUCGAGAUGUUCGAUGAACACUUGAAAUAAGCCUUUGCAGUUGGAAUUCGAGGAAGUGUGUGCGAGGAAAUACCUCUUUCCGUGGUAGCGGGAAUGUAUAAGUGACCUUUGGAUACGUAGAAUAUAACUUUUAUAUGUAGAAAAUAGUCGAGUAUACGUAAAUCUUAAAUCUAUAUCUCCAUACGUAUAUCGACAUCAUUGCGGGCUGAAGAAAUGUAUAAGUCAGUAGAUAUAGCUGUGACUAAUAAUGCAUAUCAUUUUCAGGUCGAUAUCUAAACUAUUUCCAAUAAAUACUAAAAAAUCUUUUACCGAACUAGCCCUCUUUCCUCGUAAUAUGUUUAGUGAUUUGGCCCGGGUUGGCCUUAUUUUAGAGAUCUAAAAAAAAAACUACAUGGUUAAUCUUGCAUGACGCGACCAAGAAAUGCACAUAACUUUCGUUUUCCCCCAACUGGCGGAAUUAUCUCACACCGGUUCCAGAAGUGGAGGUGCUCGAUCGUAGAUUUUGGUUUGUCUAACAGUAAGUCGUUGGGCGGCCAAACCAUACUUUCGCAGCGUUAACUUCAUUUCGGCCAACUUAUGAGAAAACACUAUUACCCCCGGGACAGUAGUAACCAGAGAAAAUUAAAAAUCCUCCUAACAACACAUCCAACAUCAUUCUCGUUUUUAUAUUUCCUGACAGACAGACCAAUGGACAAUAUCUUGCUAUACUUAUUCUUUUACUUAAACAUACAUUAUGCAAGAGCUGAAUCUGCAUAUUGCAGGUCUUUCUUAAGGCCUGAAAUGUCAUCUAAAUUAUUAAUUAACUUAUCCAGACCAUAAUCAACUCUCGAUGUUUGCGAUGGUUAUUGGAUUAUUCAUGAUUUAGUCAUGAAUUGGAUAAUCGAGACUAUGUUUUUUUUAUUGGUUCAGUGUCGAUCAAUUUGACUGAAAUUUUCAGCAAAUUCAAUUUACAUUACCUAAUUUAUAACUAUUAUAGUGAGAACUGCCAGUUCUUUAUCUAAUCUCCCAUAAUGUAUCUUUAAAGGAAAAUGAGGGGGAUCAAUUUUUCUAUUAUUUAUAAUGCUAUACACUCCCAAGCAUACAACGCCUAAAUCACGCUUAGUACAUUUGCCUCUGUAUAGAUUUAGAUAAACAAACAAAAACACCUGCGAAAAUAUUUAAUUGCGUGAUGACAGAUUUGGUAGAAAAAUGUAUUUUAAGAUGAAUUGAGCGCUUUAAAAGAUUUUUGGCUUGUGCGUCAAAUCUUGUUCGCCAGGUUAGUUGAAAUUAAAGAGUUCAUCGCUAUAUAAGAUAUAGACGUUUUAAAGAAAUGAAAUGGGGUUUAACGUCCUACUGUUCUGCUCCAAACAGUGAGUUAUAAUGGAAAUUUACAUGCACGCCAAUGUGUACCCGGGAACUAGACAGCUUUCUUGUCAGGAACUCCGUCCUGCAUCACUGGAAAGGCGGAACCACGCCUGAAAAUCUGGAUGAACUUUCUCGGCCAAUGCAGGGAUCGAACAUCCGACGACCAGGCUAGCGAACCAGCGUCUAACCCACUUAGCCACCGUGACCCCGUGUGUUAAAAAAUUCGUCCCAAAUACAUAAUACAACGUAAUCGUCAAUUAUAUCAGAUCACUCACACAACUGCAGAAUGAGUUACGUAACUGAACGGCAGGCCGGUAGGCAGCCCGGGGGAGGGGGCAAGAGGGCAAUGCCCCCCGAAAAUAUUUUGCCCCCCUCCCCCCCAAAAAAAGUUUCCGGUCAUAGCUCUAAAUUACCUACUGUAGACUGUGCCCCCACCCUAAAAACGUCACUGUCCCCCGCCGAAUGGUUCACCAUUUGGGGGCCUCGGCGCCUCGGUGAGUAAGUUUACUAUAAGGCAUUCAAUCUAUUUCAUAUAGAACUUUGCAAUGUUGUUUUAUCCUUCGCAAGACAAGCUAUUUAUAAGCGCCGCAUGUUUAUUUUAGAUGAAGAAAAUUGUAGAUUAAAUAUUAUUAACUUGUUUAAAAAUAUUUUAAAAGAGAAUUUAUACAAUAUUAGUAAUAUUUUAAAGAAUAAUAUGUCAAAUUUUAUUGAUAAGUUCAUUAAGCCGUCAUUCCUUAUAAUAUAUGAAAACAAUGGAAGUAUUAAAUUAGAUUUUUGAAAAAGUUGGUAUAUACACUCGACUUUUACUUUGUAAAUUACCCCUUUUAAUUACUUUUAAUGUAAACACUGUAAAUAUUCAUGUGUACAGCUAUAAACCCAACAAAAAUAUGUUUUAAACCUUACCUAUUAACUCUGUCACAUGUAUAAGUAUGUUUAGUAUAUUUUUGUUUAUUCAUGUAUGACAUGUCUGUAUAUAUUUUAAUAUCUGAAUAAAUAU
This is a messenger RNA of Patella vulgata (common limpet), 5301 nucleotides long. RefSeq names its product carbohydrate sulfotransferase 11. Gene Ontology annotation, molecular function: sulfotransferase activity. The coding region runs from base 1225 to 2292 and encodes 355 amino acids. Gene Ontology annotation, biological process: carbohydrate biosynthetic process. Gene Ontology annotation, cellular component: membrane. The transcript has a single exon. The record is from RefSeq and is a predicted model, not a curated record. Lineage: Eukaryota; Metazoa; Mollusca; Gastropoda; Patellidae.